Messenger RNA from Passer domesticus (house sparrow), 3090 nucleotides. It is a transcript of the gene CD96, whose product is annotated as CD96 molecule. The record is from RefSeq and is a predicted model, not a curated record. Gene Ontology annotation, biological process: cell-matrix adhesion; inflammatory response. Lineage: Eukaryota; Metazoa; Chordata; Aves; Passeriformes; Passeridae.
AUGACCAGUAAUGGCCACAGCUGCAUGAUGUUCGGUACUGCAGCUGCCAUCCAGCUGAGCAGAGGACAGGGGAGGAAAGAGUUCUCCGGAGAGUGCCAGACUGCAGAUGUCAUUACCCAGAUAGAAGUGGUCCAUGCUCUGCCAGGUACUGACAUGACCCUGGUGUGCUUGUUCCCAAAACCACACAGCACCCACAUCACACAGACACAGUGGUCCAAGACUGAUGGCAGCCCCUCUAAAAUAGCUGUAUGUCACCCCAUCUAUGGCACCCAUUACUUCAAGUUUUCUGAGGCUUCUUACAAAUUUUCAGUGUCCUUCAGCACGAGGAUGUGCUGCAGUGGGGAUGACACAGGGUCCUUGUGUUCCGCCGAUCCAGAUGUCACAUCUGAAUGCAAUUGGUGGAUGCUGCAUCUGGAAAAUAUUACCGUGUCACUUACUGGGCAGUACAAAUGCACUUUUGCUAAUUACCCAUAUGGGACAAAGGCCACAAAAAUUCAACUUACUGUCAAGACAGAAGAGGAAAGGCACUACCUGAAGAAAGUGUGGUUAAAGCAGACUUUAGAAAUUCCAUGCCUUGAGGAUGAGACCUCAGAAAAUUUGUCCACUUAUCCUUUGAAAUGGUUAGUGGAUGAAAAUGGGAGGAAAGAGGAAAUUGUGACCAAGGAGCUCUCCUGUCCUGCUGUGUACAGGAACAGCAGGAUGCCGUAUGGGCAAGCAGUCCUCCUGGGUUUGAGCAAUGCCCUAAAGAUUUUCCCCACCAAAAUUACUGAUGAUGGCAGAAUCUUUUCCUGCCACAUGCUGUACCACCCAGAGAGAGUCCAGAAGAGAAGCACCACUGUGAGAGCAUUUGCUUACCCUGAGAUCUUCAUUAGCCUGGAGGAGGGAUCGGCCAGCAUCUCACAGGAGGUGUGCAAUUUUGGAGCAAAGAGUGAUGCCUGUGACUGCCACCAUGCCAGGCCAGACUUUAAGUUUUACACCUUUAAGAGAGUCUUAAAGCUGCAAAUUAACACUGAUCUAUACAGUGGGACCCAUAAGACACGUCAGAAAUUCUCAUGGUGUCUGUUUCCCUUCCCAGAAAAUGAAACAAGGAAUAUUUCAUCUGAAGAAAUAUUUGUUUCCUUCGACAAUAAGUCUAAUGAAGCCUCAGCUGAAGUUUUUGCUACCACAGUUUCAGACGACCACCAGUCAACAUCUGUGGCCUCUCUGGAUUUCAUAAGUCCAGCAAAUUUGACUCCUGCUGCCACAACAAAAGGUAGCCCGGGAAGCAAUUGCCUUUUAACCAGUGGUCCCAAAAUGUGCCAGUUAUGGUAUGACAGCCCUGGGUUAGCACUUCUCUCUGGCUCACUAAUGGUCCUCACACCGGUGCCACCAGUGGGCUCAAGAUCAGCUUUGAGUGAUCAGUUACAGCUGCAGUUCACCUCUGCAGGUGACCUAUCCUACAGCAUCACAGACCAGACAAUUUCAGUUACCAGAAGAAAAGAUUUCUUUCCUACCAGCAGCCUGCUGAACAGAACUGGUGACAGGAGGAACACCAAAGCCAGUCACUUCCCCUGGCCAACAGUCGUAGCUGUCCUGCUCCUCUUCUGCAGAGCUCUGGUACCUUUAGGCUUCAGGAAAUGGUGUCAGUACCAGAAAGAGAUUAUGAACAGACCUCCAUCUUUCAAGCCACCGCCAUCUCCAAUAAAGUAACAGUCUGAUGGGAUUCCCCCAUCCUGCCACGAACUGGAAAGCCUGUAACACCACCUGCACCCCUUGUGUAGCACAGAGAAGAAUGGCACAGUUAAAAGGCUCUGCCUUUGGAACAGUGGUUACAGGAGCUUGGUGAUAAUGACCCAUAUUAAAAUUCAGAGCUCCUACAUGACAUUAAUUUUGGAAGCUGAGCACUCCUUGGGACACUCUUUUCAUCCUGUGUAUCUCUGUGUAUGCACUACGUUCGUAGUGAGUGUCGCUGUGAGAUUACAUGUGCUUAAUUUGAAUUGGGUGAUGAACUGGGAAUUUGUUGUUUCGUCUAUGGUAGCAGAUUAACAUGUGAGUCUGCCAUCCUGACUGAAGAGUGUCAAAGCUUGUCCAUCUAUUCAGUGUAUAGAGAUGACAUCUCUGCCAUAUGGACAUCACAGUUACACAGCAAACAGUGGCUGAACACAAGAUUUUGAGACCUACUCGUGCUGUUCUUGCAAUUAUUUGUUUUUACUGUGGACUAACAUAACCCAACAUAUAAUUUUCUAUCACUGUGAAACCAAAAGAAGGAAUCAGCACCAUACACAGACAGAAAAUAACCUGCAUCUCUUGGCACAGGCUUGCAGCACUGGAUUUAGGAGGGUGCUUGGUGAGAUGAAGGAUCACCAGCCCUGGUGCAAGUGUAUGCAAAGAAGUCCCAGCUGUCAUUGGUGAAGUCACAAGAAAGUCAGUUUUGGUCCAGAGACUUAAAGACUGAAGCAAGCCUAAAGAUAAUGGAAAAUUCUAGUCCUUUUGGAAGUGCUAUGCAUUUGAAAUAAUACUUUUAAGUCUGCUUUUCAGGAAUUAUAUUUACAGUAUACGUGAAGGAAAAAAAGGUAAUAAUUUUAUUUUUCUUUGGUCUUAAUGAGCUUCCAUCACUUGCUAUCUUCACAUUUUCCAAGACCUCAGCAGUAGUUUCCCAGAUGGCUUAAGCCUGUGUAAGAUGACCCAAUCUUCCCCUUGUCCUGCCCAAGCUACAGAUUUCCUCAUAUUGACACUAAUUAAUAAAUGAUGGUGCAGAGGGUGGGCUCGGCUUGGCCCUCUGCACAGCUCUCAGCCAGGUCAGCAGCUGUGUGAUCACCAGUGCAAGGCACCAGAGCUGCAGGAGGAGCACUGCUUUUGGCAGCAAUUGUGGUACCUUCGGGCAGCCAAGAAACCAUCCCUCUAAGCUUGUUUGGAAAUGUAUUGUUACCACAAUGCUAUUUCUGUAAUUAAUGCAAAUGAGCUAAUUUCAGUCAUGUCAGGCUUAAAACUGAUAUUUUGAUUUAGGAAUGGGAUUUGCUUUAUUUACUGCUAAACACUGGUCAAUGAGUGUCAGGGUUCAGAACAUUGCAUUUCCUAGAACUUUAGAUUAAGUUAAUGGCUUACUGGAAA